Molecule: messenger RNA, 1187 nt
Organism: Closterium sp. NIES-67
Lineage: Eukaryota; Viridiplantae; Streptophyta; Zygnematophyceae; Desmidiales; Closteriaceae
Source: the annotation of a GenBank genome assembly
GCGCAGCACACGCAAGAUUCUCAGCCAGGUCGCUCCGAGAGCCGUCAUGGCUGUGAUCUCUGGUGAAUUAUGGUUAGCCGGGUCGUUCGACAAGCGAGUCUCUGGGUCUAAUUGCGGCCGAUCUGGGAGUGAGUUUGUGGAAGCAGAGUUGUUGUCGUCAGUUCGAAAGCUUCGUUCAGGAACGAUAUAACGCUGACCAAUGGCCUUCAGGCUUGGUUCGGGAAGGGUUUCCCGAGCAAUUGGAAGAGGCAGCUGUGCGAGGAUCUCCACAGGGCCAAAGAUAAUGUCUCCAGCACAUCAAGGGGGUAAUCCUGUGCCGUGGAUCCGAAGGUUUAGCGCGACUAUGAUGUCUCUCCAGUAGUUAUUAGUUCUGAGGAGCUUCUGCUCACUUGCUGCGCAGGUCCAACGCCCACGAAGCCACGAGAUGCGGUAAAGGUGCCGAAAGAGGCUGACUUGAGCGCCGGUGAGUAGUUUCUUAUGCUACAUCGUGUUCUGCAGAGCUCUUUCCCUCUAACCAACAUGUUAUUUCCCGUCGUUUUGACUGGGCAGUUCUGGAUAAGAAUAUGGGCACUCUAUUGAUGACUGAAUUGUUCCGUGGCAUGGGUAUGACGCUCAAAUAUUUUUUCGAAAAGAAGGUCACGAUUAAUUAUCCUUUUGAAAGGAGCCCCUUGAGCGCUCGCUUCAGGGGUGAACAUGCUUUGAGGCGUUAUGAGACCGGGGAGGAGAGGUGCAUUGCGUGCAAGCUGUGUGAGGCGGUGUGCCCUGCACAAGCCAUAACUAUCGAAGCAGAACCUCGUGAGGAUGGUAGCCGCCGUACUACUAGGUAUGACAUAGACAUGACGAAGUGCAUCUACUGUGGUCUGUGCCAAGAAGCAUGCCCUGUGGAUGCUAUUGUUGAAGGGCCUAAUCUGGAAUUCGCCACUGAAACACAUGAGGAGUUGCUGUAUGACAAGGAAAGGCUACUUGAGAAUGGUGACCGCUGGGAGUCAGAGCUGGCAUACAACAUUCGCGCCGAGUCACUGUACAGAUAGGAGAUUGUCCUGGGAGGCCAUAACUAUCUGACAACGUCACUCUUCGUUUAACCAGGGUGAAGAAAAUGCUCUUUUAAAGGGAUGCUGCAGACCAAUGAGAUGAGAACAUGGUACCAUUGUGCAGAAAGUUCGUGCCAUGAUGAGACUUACUCUGUA